UCCAUCAUGCAGCGGUUGGUGUUGUUGGUGCUGGCGUUUGUGUGUGUCCGUGGGGCGCCGGUAGACACAAUGAAGCCCGGCUCUUGUCAGGACGCAUCAGCCUUGAACGCGGCCGGGCUCGCCCUGACCAAGAUCAAUGAAGACCGUACUGAGGGCUACGUUUUCAGCCUGGACCGUCUCAGCAACGUCAACCAGAUGCAGCAUGGUCCGAUGGGAGUGGUUUUCUACUUAACCCUUGAUGUCCUGGAGACAAAAUGCCAUGUCCUCAGCAAGAAGGACUGGAGAAGCUGUGAAGUUGGAACUGAAAUUCCGGUUUAUGGUCAAUGCAAGGCAACAAUCUUCAUCAACAAAGUUAAGAGAGUUGUUCGUCUUUAUCGGUACUCUUGCACUAUCAGACCAGCCCCUGCUUCCAAGAUUAGUUCAGUGUGCCCGGACUGUCCAACUCCGAUCGCUCUGGAUAAUGAAGAAAUCACCAAGACUGUAAAGAUGUCCAUGGAGAAAUUCAACAAAGAGAGUGGACUCUUCAACUACUUUGCUCCUCUGAAUGUCAUCAAAGCGUCUUCUCAGGGAGGCAUCAUGACUGCCUAUUUUGUGGAGUUCCUCAUCCAGGAGACAGUCUGUUCCAACGACACAGAUAUCGCUCAGGCCUCCAAAUGUGAACUGAUGACUUGCGAGUUUGCACACAAGGGACUCUGCAGAGGUUCUCACUCACAUUCUCAUGGCGAGGAAUUCGUCAAUGUGGAGUGUGACAUCUUUGAACCCGAGGCUGCAGAGGUGGAGAAGAAGAGGCAUUUACUUGGAGGAGAGACUGACCACAGUCAUACUUCUACUGUUGAUCUCACUGAGAGUCACGACCACGCCCACGAUCACACACACUCUCACACACAUGCUCACGCUCACGACCACUCACAUGAUCAUGACCACGCCCAUGACCACGCCCACGACCAUUCCCAGGACAAAGGUCACCACCAUACACAUGAGCACGGCGAAGGACAUGGCCGUCCUCACGGCCAUGACCACGCCCACGACCACGCCCACGACCAUGAUCACGUCCACGCCCAUCACGCCAAAGCCCAUGAUCACAGCCAGGACCAAGGUGAGCACCACCAUCACAAGUACGCCCACGGACUCGAUGCCACCCACGAUCACGACCACGAACACGCUCUAGACCACGAACACAAACACAGACACCUCCACGAACAUGAGCACCACCAUCACCAUCACGACCACACCCACGAGCCCCACGUCAAACCCCCUGAAGGUAUGGUCAAGGUCCUGCCCUCUCUAGAUCAGCCCAUGACUCUCCCUUCAUUCCCUGAUGAGCCAGCAGCCUCUGACCCCAACAAGCCCGUUACCCUACCCUUUCUCCCCGACCCCGAGAUUUCCGGAGAGCGAGAGCCAGUCAUCCAGCCCUUCCCCACCACCAGGUCUCCAGAAUGCCCUGCUGAGUCCAAGACUGAGAACGUCCUCAUCAGGGAGCUCUUUGCCCAGGAUCCUCUCUUCAAAUCUGCUCCAGCUGCAUGAGUGGAUCU
Messenger RNA from Chanos chanos (milkfish), 1532 nucleotides. RefSeq names its product fetuin B (gene fetub). Gene Ontology annotation, biological process: negative regulation of endopeptidase activity. Lineage: Eukaryota; Metazoa; Chordata; Actinopteri; Gonorynchiformes; Chanidae. The record is from RefSeq and is a predicted model, not a curated record. The transcript is spliced from 7 exons. Gene Ontology annotation, molecular function: cysteine-type endopeptidase inhibitor activity. Bases 7 to 1524 code for a protein of 505 amino acids. Gene Ontology annotation, cellular component: extracellular region.